AUGUCACAUUCAUUGAGCACCAGUACCACUAACGAUAUGAUCACCGAGGAACCAUCUUCUCCUAACAAGAUUCCACGCUUAACAAGGAGAUUGACUGGUUUCUUACCACAAGAAAUCAAGGCAAUUGAUACAAUGAUCCCAUUGCAAUCAAGAGCCUUAUGGAAUAAACACAAGGUUCAAAAGUUUGAAGAUGCUGAAGGAUUUGAUGACAGAUUUAUUCAUCAUGUUGAAACUACUUUGGCUCGUUCCUUAUAUAACUGUGAUGAUUUAGCUGCUUAUGAAUCUACUUCUAUCAGUGUUCGUGACAACUUGGUCAUCGAUUGGAAUAAGACUCAACAAAGAUUGACUGCCAGAGAUCCAAAGAGAGUUUAUUACUUAUCCUUGGAAUUCUUGAUGGGUAGAGCUUUAGACAAUGCUUUAAUUAACAUGGGUUCCGAACCAAAGCCAAACUCUAACGGUGAUGAAUUGUUAGGCACCAGAGAUAUGGUUAAGGAUUCCUUGAAUGACUUGGGUUUCAGAUUGGAAGAUGUCUUGGCUCAAGAACCAGAUGCCGCUUUAGGUAAUGGUGGUUUAGGUCGUCUAGCCGCCUGUUUCAUCGAUUCUAUGACUACUGAAAACAUCCCAGCAUGGGGUUACGGUUUACGUUAUGAAUAUGGUAUCUUUGCCCAAAAGAUUAUUGAUGGUUAUCAAAUUGAAACUCCUGAUUACUGGUUAAAUAUUGGUAACAGAUGGGAAAUUGAACGUCAUGAAAUCCAAAUCCCAGUCACAUUCUACGGUUACGUUGAUAGACCAGAUGGUGACACACCAACUACUGAUCCAGCCCAAUGGAUUGGUGGUGAAAGAGUUCUUGCUGUUGCUUAUGAUUUCCCAGUUCCAGGUUAUAAGACUACUACUGUCAAUAACUUAAGAUUAUGGAAGGCUAAACCAACAACCGAGUUCGAUUUUGCUAAAUUCAACACUGGUGACUACAAAAACUCUGUCGACCAACAACAAAGAGCCGAAUCUAUCACUGCUUGUUUGUAUCCAAAUGAUAACUUUGCUGAAGGUAAAGAAUUGAGAUUGAAGCAACAAUACUUCUGGUGUGCUGCUUCUUUACAUGAUAUCAUUAGAAGAUUCAAGAAGACUCAAAGACCAUGGAGUGAAUUCCCAGAUCAAGUCGCUAUUCAAUUGAACGAUACUCAUCCAACCUUAGCUGUUGUUGAAUUACAAAGAGUUUUGGUUGAUUUGGAAAAAUUACCAUGGGCCGAAGCCUGGGAUAUUGUUAACAAGACCUUUGCUUACACUAACCAUACUGUCAUGCAAGAAGCUUUGGAAAAAUGGCCAGUUAGUUUGUUCAGCCGUCUAUUACCAAGACAUUUGGAAAUCAUUUAUGACAUUAACUGGUUCUUCUUGCAAGAAGUUGAAAAGAAGUUCCCAGAUAACAGUGAAUUGUUAUCUCGUAUCUCUAUUAUUGAAGAAGUUUACCCUGAAAGAUUGAUCCGUAUGGCUUUCUUGGCUAUUGUUGGUUCUCAUAAGGUCAAUGGUGUUGCUGAAUUACACUCUGAAUUGAUUAAGACUACUAUCUUCUCUGACUUCGUUAAAUUCUACGGUCCAUCCAAGUUUACUAAUGUCACUAACGGUAUUACACCAAGAAGAUGGUUGAAGCAAGCUAACCCAGAAUUAAGUAAAUUGAUCAGUGAAGCUAUUAAUGAUCCAAAGGAUGAUUUCUUAUUGGAUAUGACCAAGUUGACUAAAUUAGCAGAAUUUGCCGAUGACCACGGUUUCCAACAAAGAUGGAAUAAAGUUAAGGAAGAUAAUAAGAUUAAAUUAGCUGACUUGAUCAAAAACCUAAACAACGGUGAAGAUAUUAUUGACAGGGAACACAUCAACAACACUUUGUUCGAUAUCCAAGUCAAACGUAUUCACGAAUACAAACGUCAACAAAUGAACAUCUUCGGUGUUAUUUACCGUUACUUAGCAAUCAAGAACUUGUUAGAACAAGGUGCCUCUAUCGAAGAAGUUGAAAAGAAAUUCCCACGUAAGGUUUCUAUCUUUGGUGGUAAGAGUGCCCCAGGUUACUAUAUGGCUAAGUUGAUUAUUAAAUUAAUUAACUCUGUCGCUGACGUUGUUAAUUCUGAUGUUGCAAUUGCUGAUUUGAUUAAGGUUGUCUUUAUUCCAGAUUACAAUGUCUCUAAAGCUGAAAUCAUUAUUCCAGCAAGUGAUUUAAGUGAACAUAUUUCUACUGCUGGUACUGAAGCUUCCGGUACUUCCAAUAUGAAGUUUGUUAUGAAUGGUGGUUUAAUCAUCGGUACUGUUGAUGGUGCCAAUGUUGAAAUUACAAGAGAAAUUGGUGAAGAUAACAUUUUCUUAUUCGGUAAUUUGAGUGAAAAGGUUGAAGAAUUAAGAUACAACCACAAGUACCGUAAGAGUGAAAUGCCAUCUGAAUUGAAGAUGGUUUUGAAUGCUAUUGAAAGUGGUUUAUUCUCUCCAGAAAAUCCAAAUGAAUUUAAACCACUAUGGGAUAGUAUUAAGCACCACGGUGACUACUAUUUGGUCAGUGAUGAUUUUGCUUCCUACUUAGCUACUCAAGAAUUGGUCGACCAAGUCUUCCAUUAUGAAAAGAGUGAAUGGAUCAAGAAAUGUAUCUUGUCUGUUGCUAAUGUCGGUUUCUUCAGCAGUGACCGUUGUAUUGAAGAAUAUGCUGAAACCAUCUGGAAUGUCGAACCAGUUAAGCCAGAAUAA
Molecule: messenger RNA, 2721 nt
Organism: Vanderwaltozyma polyspora DSM 70294
Lineage: Eukaryota; Fungi; Ascomycota; Saccharomycetes; Saccharomycetales; Saccharomycetaceae
Gene: GPH1
Product: glycogen phosphorylase
Exons: 1
Coding region: 1-2721 (906 amino acids)
Biological process (GO): glycogen catabolic process
Cellular component (GO): cytoplasm
Molecular function (GO): pyridoxal phosphate binding; glycogen phosphorylase activity
Source: RefSeq, a predicted model, not a curated record